AUGCCCGAGUACCACGACCUGCAUCUACUGGACUCGAUGCUGAAACGGAGGCAAGUCCUUACGGAAAUUGGUCGGACCUUAUCAACGCUACGAGACGGCAUUCUGCGUUCCUGUGGCGACGAACCAACAGGACUCGAAAGCGUUGAGAGAUUCGAAAGCCGGAUCAAGGCGUGGGUCGCAGAUAUGGAUGGCAUGCUGUCGACCAUGGCUAGCCACCUCGCCCUCAAUGACGCCCGUCGGCUUCAGAAGCUGACGGUACUCGCCUUCGUCUUUGUCCCUGCGUCCGCAAUCGCAACUAUUUUCGGAAUGAAUGUGGAUAUCCUUAGCAGCGAACCCUCCAUCGCAUGGUUUAUCGCCACCGCCGUCGUUACAAUGGCCUUCACAUUUGCCUAUGCGACAUGGUUCUCUCAGCUAAACAAACUGGCUAGGCAAACAGUCUCGGUCAUGCUCUUGUUUUGGCCUCUCACACCCACGACGCCCCUGAAUAACGCCAAACGGAUCCAGACUGGCAGAGACCCGGUACCUGAGGUGCGGGAGUCAAGUCGAUCGACCAGCUCACCUCUGAUGUCAGGUGCAGGAGGGAUGUUCGUCAAUAAUGGCGCCCUGGAGAUGCCGGUUCAAACGCUGCUCUCUGAGAAUCAGCCUCACCAGACUGUACAGGACGAUGGGCGGCUGUUCUAA
Messenger RNA from Canariomyces notabilis, 681 nucleotides. RefSeq lists its product as uncharacterized. Lineage: Eukaryota; Fungi; Ascomycota; Sordariomycetes; Sordariales; Chaetomiaceae. The record is from RefSeq and is a predicted model, not a curated record. Gene Ontology annotation, molecular function: metal ion transmembrane transporter activity. Gene Ontology annotation, biological process: transmembrane transport; metal ion transport. Gene Ontology annotation, cellular component: membrane. Bases 1 to 681 code for a protein of 226 amino acids. The transcript has a single exon.